AGGAGGAAUCCACCAGGAAGACGCGUGGCGCAGGAUGAGACCCAGGGCGAAGGACACGGGGCUGUUCUUUUAGCAUUUGUGCCAUGGUUCCAACUGGCUCUGCGUAGGAAGACGAAACACACAGACUCUGACCACCCACCUAGACAAUGAGGCAGCCUAAAGACAAGUCACAGCCCUGAUGAGAAGAAAACCCCCUUGAAGUGACAUUCAACAAGGGUGAAACUUAGAUUACAACACCUAGUUUUUAAGAGGCAGACACACCCUGGGGGCACGAACCAGGCAGGAGUGUGAGACCCGUGGCCCCGCUAGCUAGUAAACCAGAGAAAUUUGAGAUAAGCUUGACCAGGGAGUUACCAUCUCAGACCAGCACUACACCGGCAAAAGAAGAGAUGGCUGACGCCGGGACAACCCUCUACCAAGAACAAGUAACCUACACCGUCCAAAUCGCAGGCAAAGAAGACACCGACGAAGACCGGCAGAGCGACGAUGCAGAAAGUGCCAAAUUCAGCAAUGACAACGACGCUGGAUCUGAAGAUGAGACGCCUCAGCCCCAGCCGCCAGAGGGCUCUGAGAACGAGGACGCUGGGGCAGCCGUGCCGCAGCCUGUGGAGAAGGGCACCUCGCAGAGCAGGAAGCUGGGCAAAGCCAAGAUGAGCCAGGCCCAGCAGACCGACAGCUCCGUGAGUGUUUAUAAAAGAAAGGAGCUGAUGGACCAGGCUCAACAGACAGACGCUGCUGGGAGCGAGAAGACGAGCAGAACUAUUUUGGGGCAAAUAUCCUGGCAAAGUAUCCAGCAGUCCCUACGGCAACUGUCCCAGCACAGCCAGAAAUCGUCGCGAGGGUCGAGAGAGCAGGUUCCGGGGGGGAACGGAGCGUAUGCCGAGGAGGGAGUCAUCUGGAUCAGCCCAAGAACGAGCAGAGAAAUGACAAAUAAGAGUCAGCAGACGAGUCUCAUUUGGACUAGGAAAGCGCUCUCAGAGCUUCUCAAGGUCAGGGCCCAGAAAUCCCAGAGCAGCACUGCCUCGGCCAAAGGAGGGGAAAAUGAGGCCGAAGACAGAAUUUCUCUUGCGAGCGCUGAAUCAGGCGUACAAGUGGAGCAGCCAGUGGGGCAGGAGUCCCGGCGCAGCAGCCAGAAGCCAGUGAAGGUUUCAUCUUUUCUCGGGAGCCAGCACCCGUCCGUUGAAGAAUUCCAACGCAGCAGCCAGGAAGCAAUUGACCAUGUGCUUGAGGAAGCCCAACGCAGCAGAAGAUCCUCCAUUGUGGUGAUCGAGAAAGCCCAGCAGACGUACAGCAUCGUGUCUCUAGAUGGAGGGACCUGGAUCAACAGAAGAACAGGCAAAGUCAUGACGAGCAACGGCCAACAGACAAGUGACACGUGGAUUCAGAAAUUUACUGUCACCUCCCAACCGUCCUCAGUGCUGCAAUCCCGACGAAGCAGCGGUGCCUCUCGAGGAGGCAAGGUGGAACCCCAAGGGCCAAGUGUCCAGGGAAGCGAUGAAGCGGUCGCAGAUGUGGAACAGCUCCAAGGAGCUGAGUCCAGGCGUAGCAGCCGGCAGCAACUAGGCCGAGAGUCCCAGCACAGCACGGACAUUGAGCAAACAGCAGAAACAGAGGUGCAGAAGCCAGCUGGCCCUGAGAGCAUGGAGCCCCAGCAGAAACCCUCCAAGGUGAGGGUGGAGAAAGCUCAGCAGACGUACAGCAUCGUGUCUCUAGAGGGAGGGAGCUGGAUCAACAGAAGAACAGGCAAAGUCAUGACGAGCCACAGCCAACAGACAAGUGCCACGUGGAUUCAGAAAGUGACCGGCACUGCACAAAAGCCCCAGUCCCGGCGCAGCAGCGACGUGGCCAAAGGCGGGAUCACUCAGGCCCCAGAGGCACGCAGCCCCAAGAGUGAAGAAGCAGACGCAGACUUGCAGCAGCCCGUGGGGCAGGAAUCCUGGCACAGCGUUGAGGCCGAGAAAGCAAAAGACACGGAAGCCCAGCGGCUGGAGAGCGAGGAGAGCGAGGAGACCCUGCAGAGCAGAACGUCCUACGUGGACGUGACAGACGAAGCACAGCAGACAUACAGCAUCGUUUCUCUCGAGGAAGGGAUCUGGAUCAAUCGGAAAACGGGCAAAAUACUAACCACCCACAGCCAACAGACGAGUCACACUUCCAUUCGCACGCUCAGCGCCACAUCCCAGAAGACCCUGGAGCAAGUGUCCUGGCGCAGCAGUGGCUUUGGUGAGGAAGGCAUGUUAGAGACCCCGGAGCCAACGGGGGCGGAAGGCGACGGAACGGACAUGGACGUGCCCCAGCUCCUGGGCCAAGACUCCAGGCGCAGUAGCCAGCAGCGAAUGGAGCAGGAGUCCCGGCGCAGCAGUGGGGUGGCUAGCGCAGAGAGAAGAGAAAGCCAGGAGCCAGCUGGCCUUGUGAGUGAGCAAACUCUGCUGAGUCGCUCUUCGUCCACAGGGCUGCCCAAGGAAGCUCCGCCUAUUUACAGCGUCGUUUCUCAGGAGGAAGGGACUUGGCUCAACCAAAAAACAGGCGUGUUAGUGAAGAGCAAAAGCCAGCAAACUAACGAGAGCUGCAUUCAGAAACUGAAAGAAGAGCAAUGGCCCACAGACGAAGACCCCCAGUCCAGCAGUUACGCAGCCGGAGUCGAUCUCAUCGAAAUCCCCGAGCCGCCCUUCUGCGGGGCCGAUGAAAGAGAUGCCCUAGGGAAGCAGCCCGAACGGAAAGAAUCGCUGCUCGAUGAUGAGGCUGGAGAGAUGCCCGAAGCUACGGGGGCCACGUCUGCGGUGAGCGAUGGGCCAGACGCAGAACCGCAGCCGCCCGAGGAGGAGGAAUCCCCGUAGAGCGGGGCCGGUCCGUGAAGGGAGGAAUGAAACCGAAGAGCCAACGUGCCCUGUGAGUGAGGAAUCCAACAAUGAAGAACAGUAGCCCAAGGGGCAGAAGUAACGUCCUCUGGAACGCGGUAGGCCUAAUCCAUAGCAGCGUAGGCAGGAGAGAACAGGUGCACAACUUCCCCUCUUAGAACGCAGGGUGGAAAAGCCAAAAUAAAUCUGUUGAAACGG
Messenger RNA from Pelodiscus sinensis (Chinese soft-shelled turtle), 3056 nucleotides. Lineage: Eukaryota; Metazoa; Chordata; Testudines; Trionychidae. The record is from RefSeq and is a predicted model, not a curated record.